Molecule: messenger RNA, 2255 nt
Organism: Styela clava
Lineage: Eukaryota; Metazoa; Chordata; Ascidiacea; Stolidobranchia; Styelidae
Product: GA-binding protein alpha chain-like
Biological process (GO): regulation of transcription by RNA polymerase II; cell differentiation
Cellular component (GO): nucleus
Molecular function (GO): DNA-binding transcription factor activity, RNA polymerase II-specific; sequence-specific DNA binding
Source: RefSeq, a predicted model, not a curated record
AGAAUAAUCUCACUUGUCUAAACUAAAUAGAAAUGGAACAAAAAAGACGAAAAGUGAAUCGGAAAUCUGGGAUGCCAGCGAAGUUACAUAAUGGAUCCCACACUGAUUCUGUUAUCACUAUUGAACUGGAUACUGGAGUGGAAAUAUUGAAUAUUCAGCAAUUGGUUGAAAAUCGUUUACAAUCUGCGGAUUUGAGUGAUUAUGAAAUUUAUUUACAAGAUAUUCCACUUAAUCCACAACUGAGUUUGUAUCAACAAGGCGUAAAAGUUUCGGGAAGUGUCGAACUCAGUAUUCGAGUACAAACUGAUAAUGGGCGAUUGACUAUUGUUGAAAUUACGAAAAAUAUGACCGAUGAAGACAUUCAAGCGUUGAACGGUCAACAAAGUGGACUCUCAGAAAAUGGACAUUCUAAUAACGAAGAUCCAUCAGAAAAUAAAGAGGAACUUGGUAUUCCUUGUGACCCAAUGGAAUGGACAUCAGAUCAAGUAUUUCGCUGGAUGGUCUGGGUGGCAAAGGAAUUUAAUUUAGAUGCUUCUGUCAUUAAAAAUUCUAGAAUGGAUGGAAAGAAAUUAUGUUCAUUAACGAUUGAAGAAUUUUUUGUGAAAUUGCCAUAUGGAAAUAUUUUAUGGUCACACUUGUCGUUUUUGAAAAGAUUAUCAACGAACGAUGGUGAACAUAAUGUAGAAAUAGAAAACGAUUCUGAAAAUAUGGCUUUAAAUUUAGUUAUAAAUGAUCAACAAACGAACAUAUCAGGCAAUUACGCACGGCGGGCUCCAAGAAGAACGCCGGCUAUAAUUUCAUCAGACAAAGGUGCUCCAAUCAGUACACGUUCUCACAACAGCGGAGGCCAAAUUCAACUUUGGCAAUUUUUGUUGGAACUUUUAACGGACGCAGACGAACGACACGUCAUAAUGUGGUUGGGAGAUGAAGGGGAAUUCAAAUUUUCACAACCCGAAAUGGUGGCUCAAAAAUGGGGUGAACGAAAAGGCAAGCCCACUAUGAAUUAUGAAAAACUUUCUCGGGCUCUGCGUUAUUAUUACGAUGGCGAUAUGAUCAGUAAAGUACCUUCAAAGCGCUUCGUUUAUAAAUUUGUUUGCAAUUUGAAAGAAUUACUAGGUUAUGAUGCAGGAGAAUUGAAUAAAAUGGUAACUGAUUGUUCGAAUAAACGAAAAGAACAAUCGUCUGAUCAAAAUGUUGUGCCAGUCAAUGGCGACUGUAUGAUAAAUGGUAUCGCAUUGUCUAGUCUUGUCAAUCAAUGAUGCUUUUCUAUAAUUCAAAGCCGUUUUGUUAAUAAUGAUAUUGCUGUUAAAUGGUAUCUGUAAAUAAUAUAUAUCUGUUAAAUUUUGAUAAUUUGCUCAAUAUCACAUUCGCCAUAUUUUUGUUGCCGAAUAUGUCUUUGUUUGCCAUAAAAAUAAUUUUGGUAAAAAUCUUUGUUUGGGGAAAUAUAUGAAAUGAUACAACAGUAAAGUUCCCACUGAUUUCAAAUGUCACUGAGAAAUUCUUAUCCUUAAAUGGUCCUGAAUCAUAUAAAUAUAGUUUCUAAACUCAUAAUAGCAUUUUUGCUAAUUUUAUGUACCUAUGCUAAUUUUAAACAUACCCAAAAUAAUACAUUGUUAGGAUGGCUUGGAUUUUUGAUCCCGAUUCAUUUGAAUAUAUUUUGCAGGUUUUCGGAAGUCAUAGUGUUCUAAUACUAACCUGAUCAUUUCAAUCAUAAUUUGAAAAUCUUGGUUCGACUUAAGUUAUUUGAUGAUUUGAAUUUGAUUGUCAGUAUUUUAGUAUUCUUUCAGUUUGCUACUCAAUUUGAUUUAUGUAGCAUGUAUUGUAUAUUUGCAUAACAUGAAUCAUAAAUGCGCUAUAUACCAAUUCAAUUUUAAGAACAUAGCUGUUGAUAAAAAAUCGUUAUAAAUACUAUUUGUUGGAAUUGUACCCUUAUUCGCCAGUCUGGUAUUAAUAAGGUUAUUUUGAUUUUCGGCUCAAACUACGGUAUUAAUUUAUUGAACAAUUCCUCAAAGCAAUUAUUUUCUACCAAACCUGGCCCAAAACUAUGAAAAAUGUGGAAAUUAUUUGAUUUUUGUGACUUAUGUUCCAACUGUCUGGUUCGCUUCAAAUAUGAUUGUCAAUGUCAGCAAUAUUGUGGCCAGCUCAAUUUUCAGAUAAAAUAUUUGUAUAACUGUAUUUUUAAAUUUUUUUGGUGGUUUGGGUUUGACAUUAUAUUUGAAGAUAUUUAUUUACAAAAUGAAUAAAUGGGUGACGGG